Molecule: messenger RNA, 4896 nt
Organism: Nilaparvata lugens (brown planthopper)
Lineage: Eukaryota; Metazoa; Arthropoda; Insecta; Hemiptera; Delphacidae
Product: juxtaposed with another zinc finger protein 1
Exons: 5
Coding region: 145-1035 (296 amino acids)
Cellular component (GO): nucleus
Source: RefSeq, a predicted model, not a curated record
UCUCAUCCAUAAAUAAUUUUUAUUUCCAGUAUUAUUUCAAAUAAAAUUGAUUAUCAGUUUAAGCUCUGAUUUGUAUAUGAACUUCACUGCAGACCUGGUCUGGUCAGCUGAUUAUUCACUAUUCUGGUGUAUUUUGUAUUAUCAAUGGCUGUAUUUCUUAUAAAUAUAUGUAAAUUUAAUAACUGCGGUCUAAUAUUUAAAACUUUGAGUGACUUAGUACUUCACAUUGAAGAAAAUCACAUUGACUAUGACUCUACCAUAGUCCUAGAUCAGAAGGAGCAGCAGCAGCCGACAUGUCUGCCUUUGAGUUAUGUGCUGCGUUUCUACGCAGAGCCGAACAGUCAGAAUAGUGACAAUCACAACAAACCCACCGCAAUUGUGCCUGUCACAAUACCAUCUUCCACAACCACAACCCCAAAGACUGUUGCAGAAACUGAAGUGGAAAUAAAAGAUGGAUUUGUGAGUGAUUUUGAAGACAGCAAUGAAUCAUGGACUACGACGCAGGGAGGAUUCAGCUCCGAUUUUAUUUUACGGUAUGGCACUAAAACCGCCAAUAAUGUAAACUUGUCAAUAAAUCAAGAGAAACCUUUUGGCUGUCCUGUUCCUGGAUGCAAGAAAAGAUACAAAAACAUCAACGGAAUCAAGUAUCAUUCGAAAAACGGCCACAAGAACGAAGGAAGGGUGAAAAAGGCCUACAAAUGCCACUGCGGCAAAAGCUACAAGACAUAUUCGGGCCUAAAGGGACAUUCGGCAACAGCACACGACAGAGCAACCAUGACACAGAUGACGUCACAAAACGGCGACCCGCUACAAGUACCUGUCAAAGCGCUCACUUUGAAGAGCAUCGCUUCUUUGGGACUACCUCUCAAAACUCUCAUCAUAAGACAAGACUCUCUCACCAAAUCCUUCACCUCCACUCUAUCCUCAGCUCCUCCCUCCUCUGCCUCGCCUCCCUCCUCUCUACCGGCUUCUUCUCCUCCUCUUCUUUCUCCUUCUUCACUAUCGUCGUCUUCGUCUUCGUGGAAAGAUGAGUGAAGUGGAGAAGACAUGUUGUUUGUAGCGGGUGGUUCAUAGAGCAGGGUGGACAAAAACCUUUCAGAAACUUGUGUAAAAUGUGUUUUCACAAUAUCAAGUUUUAUUUUGUUUGAAUCAUUAGAUGAGCAUUCAUAUCUGAUAUCUUAUAUAUUGAGUUUGAUUUAUGUUUUAUCAUUGAGGAGAAGAGUUUGUUUUGUGUUCAAUUUUUGUAUUAUCUGAGAAACAACUAAAUUAUUCUAUCCAAGGCCAAAAAAUAUUUAUCCACAUAAACUUAAAGUUGAAGUGACGUCACUUAGUUUAAAUACAAUGCUGUUUUUCACGGGAUAAAAUAUUGUUAGUUGUUUUUCAUUGAAAAUAAGAGUUUAUGUUGUUUUUGAAAUGUUUGUGUAUAGGAUAAGUUUUUGACUUCGUCCAGAAGAUGAGUUGAUUUCUUAUUUCAUUCUCUCAAGAACAACUUCAAAAUCUACUGCAUAUUAUUUCAUCUAUGAUCUAUGAUCAGUAAACUAUAUAAGUUAAAUUUAAUAUUGAGCUUGUUGAUGGGAUAUUUUUAAGCAUAUAAUUCUUUAUCAUUCUUCUGAAUUUUCUAUUUCAGAUUGAAUGUUUGAAUCAUAUUUCUAAAAAUAUGAUUUUUUUCGAAGAUGAAUAUGGUUUCAUUCUCUUUCAAACAUUAUUAAAUUUCUAAAAAGACAAAUGCAUAUUACUGGUUUGCAAUAUUCAUUGAAUCAUUCAUAAUUACGAAAGUACCUACUCAUUUGAAAUGAAUAAUCUUUAUACCAAUGAAAAGAGAAAAUUUCAAAGUUUUUUCUCCAAUAAAUACCUUGGGACCCUAUUAGACAAGGCAGACAACUAGGUCAACACAGUCAGCCGGGCAGGCAGUCGCUCACUCCAUCAUCGGACACUGUUUUUCGAGUAGGGCAGCCAUUUUUUGGCUGCUGGUUGGAUGCCAAGCCCAUAGACCACACUGGUAGCCAAAACGUGGCUGUCCAAGUCUUAAAACAAUACCCGGUGACGGAGUGAGUGGCUGCCUGUGUGGCAGGGUUGCCUGGUUGGCUGCGCGUUCUGGCUGCCUAGUCUAAUAGGGGCCCAAGGUAUUUAUUGUAAAAAACUUUGGAUUUUCCGCUUUCCAUUGGUAUAAAAGUUAUUCACUUCGAAUGAGCACUUUGGUAACUAUAUACAAAUGAAUCUUUUGUAGAAGCCCUGUAGUUAUAAAUCAUUUUUGUAAAUCUAGUAAUUUCUCAUUUGUUAGAAGUUGAUAUCGAUACAGAACUUACUGAUGCCGUAGUCUAAUCGGAAACUUCUAUAUAUUAUCUGAGAACUUCAGAGAGAGCACAUUAUCUACUCCCAUAAUAAUGUUCAGUGUUUCUGAGAAAUGUCCUAUGUUAUUCAUGUAGAAAGGGGACAUCUCAUAUUCUCAUCAAACUCAUUCCUCCUCAAUGAUAAAACCAGUUUAAGAUUAUUUUCUAUCAAAUUUGUCUGAACCAAACUCGUUAAAUCCCUCAAUGAUAAUACUGUACAAAUACUGUACGUUUACUACAAAUACUGUAUAAUACAAUGAUAAUACAAAUCAAAUAUGUCUGAACCACCCUUUGUCGCUCUACAGGCUUGAACAUUAUUGUGAUGAUCUUUGCAGCCUUAUAUGUCGUAGAAUAUAUUAUAAGUUAGUUGUAUUUAGAAUUGAAAACUCAGUAUUGAUGGAGUUUAGAUGCUGAGUCUGAAAAGAGUUCAGAGUUGAAAAUCUUUUGUGUUGCUUUUUAGUUUCAUUUGUACAUAAAAUUUUCCAAAGAGAUUGAUUGUGUUAUGAAGCGACAUGACUGAGUUACAAUUUUAAUGACGUCAUAGUUUCUGUAACGUGAACACUGAGGAUGCACAAAUUAUUUUGUAAAACAAUUAAGUACUGACUUGUGUCUGGGAGUGACUGAAUUUCAGUUAUGUUAUAUAAUUUUACCAAAGAUUUUUAGUCAAUGCUCAGUUUAAGUUACUGUGAUGUGGAAGUCACAUUUAGUUAUUUUUCAUUUUGUAGUUUUAGUUGCUUUAUUUUAAGUUGAUAACUUCUAGUUUUCAAUAUUAAUAGUUGAGAGAUAAAGUCGUGUCCACACUGAACAAAUGCUCGACAAACAUGUUUUUUGAAACGGUUUGGGCAAAUGUUAUUAUGUUUGACAAACCAUGUUUGCCCGUGACCAGUGUGGACGCGUCACCAAACAAAAUUUUUGUAAGUGAGGAGAAAAGGUUUUAUGUAUAACAGCUGUUUUACAGCUGUCAGCACUGAAAAUGUUUGAAGAACAGUAAUUUUUUGUUUGAUAAACAAUGAUUGUCCAAACUUUUAAAAAUGUUUGUCCCUGAUCUCCUCAACAAAAAUGUUUGCCGAACAUGUAUGUCGAACAUUUGUUCAGUGUGGACACGGCUUUAGAAACCAAGUUUUGUUUUUGUGAAUCUUUUUCAGAGGAUCAACUUUGUUCAAUUAAAGUUCCUGUUACUGUAUUUCCAGUUAAUUAUUAUUUAAGUGUUGUGAUACAAUACUUUAUUAUUAUUUGUAUUAGUAUGUUGUAUGAUUUCAAUUUAAACACUUAAUUUGUUGUAUACGGUACAUGAUGUUACUUACAUAGUCUGGAAAAACCCAAAUAAUGAUUAAGGUUUAGAUGUUUUACAAUAAUAGAAAUAGUUUGAACGCAAAACGCAAAGCACUGCUUAAAUUUUGUUAAGAAAAAUGUUGUUGUCUUAUUUUGUAUAAUUAUUGUAAUUUAUCUGGCAAUUCAGUUCAAACAGUUCUGUGAAGAAGCCAAAAGAGGGCGACACGAUAUAUUUUCUCUUCAGCCACUAUUUAACUGGGUUUACAUAAUUUUAACCACUAUUAAACUGAGUUUACAUAAUUUUAACCAGUAUUAAACUGGGUUUACAUAAUUUUAACCAGUAUUUUAACUGGGGUAAACAUUUAAUCCAGUUCUAUUAAUAUAAUAAUCGUUUACUUUUGAUUCGUCUCUGAUGUGAAGAGCAUGAUAAAAGUACUUUGAUUUCUCUACAAAUUAGACUAUCCAUCUUGAAACAGCAACUGGUUUUCAUUCAUCAAUUUAAAACCUGAGGCCCGGUUGCACAAAAGCCUGAUAAAUUUUAAUCAUGAUCAAAUGCUACGAAAUCCAAUGAGAGAAUAAAGUACUUGAUUGGUUCUUGUAGCAUAUAAUCAUGAUCAAAAUCUAACAGGUUUUUGUGCAACCGGGACUCGAAUUUUAAAUUGAUGAAUGGAAAUCAGUUAAUCUUCUCUUGUAAGCAGUCUUAUUUAUCCAAAAAAAUCCAAGUAGAUCUACUUUUAUCAUGGUCUUCAUUUCAGAGGUGAAUCAGAAGUAAACAAAUAUAGGAAAUCAAACUUUCUAUUAUUGAAAACGUCUUAGAUACCUUAAAUCUUAAGUUUUUUACAUAUCAAAAUUUGAAUCAGUAAUAAGUUUCUCCCUAUUUUUGCAAAAUGAACACAUAGUGGGUGCUACUAAAAAGCUAUGUGCCAGCAAAAUUAAAUUAGUAAGUUAUUGUAAAUUAAUUUUUUCAAAUGUUACACUAAAAUUUGUACUUGAACGACCAUAUUGCUUGUUAUUAUUUAAUUGAACAUUGAAAUUCGAUUUUUCUAGGUGUGUUAUUCUAUUCAUUAGAUUAAGAAUCAAACAAUACACUUUGAAUAUACAUAAUGUAUUUGAAACAUGUAUAUACAAAUGUUAACUACUUACUGUACGGAACCCCAGAAUCAAUAAGAAAUGUGAUUAGAGGUGCGCAUAUAUUUUUAUAAAAGUAUUAAAAAACUAAUGGAAUAUCAAAAUUGAAGACAGCUAUUUUGUAGUAAUUUUCGAGUAGUGACAGUAAAUUUUAUUUGCUUUGGAA